UGUGCGCGGCUGUGCUGCGCCAAGAGCUGAACUGCCUCUGACUUGUGUCCGACAGUGCUGAACUGCUUGAAGGCGUUUUAUGGGCUGCAGAGGAGUCUUGAGGGCAGCCUGGCGAGCAAACAGCGGGCAGGGGAAGAGGCACAUAGAAAUGCAGGCAUGCUCACAAAAGGGAACCCAGUGGGGAAAACUUGGGGAGCUGCAAGAGAAAGCCACCGAGGGGCUGGCCCCUGGUGCAUAGGAUGCUAGCAAGAGCAUAAGAAAUCAAGGAUCAAUUGCAUUUGACAUUAAACCUGGGCAUCGUCGACCUCCAGAGAGGACAAGAUUCCAGGUUGGCAGCAAUGGAAGAAGGUAGCUUGGGCACCCUGCAGCAGAGGGCAGCUGAGCUGGAGCACAUGGCCGAAGUCCUGCUGACCGGGGAGCAGCUACGGCUCCGACUGCAUGAAGAAAAGGUAAUUAAAGAUCGAAGGCAUCACCUCAAGACAUAUCCAAACUGCUUUGUUGCCAAAGAGCUGGUCGACUGGCUGAUUGAUCACAAGGAGGCCAUGGAGAGGGAGACGGCCAUUAAAGUUGUACAGAAAUUACUGGACCGUAGCAUCAUCCACCAUGUGUGUGAUGAACACAAGGAAUUCAAGGACCUCAAACUUUUCUACCGCUUCAGGAAAGACGAUGGAACGUUCCCGCUCGACAAUGAAGUGAAGGUGUUCAUGAGGGGACAGAGGAUCUAUGAAAAACUGAUGAAUACUGAAAAUGCUCUUUUACAAACCAGAGAAGAGGAAGGUGUAAAGUAUGACCGUACUUUCGUGGCAUCUCAGCUUAUUGAUUGGCUGAUCCAGGAAGGAGAGACCACCACAAGGUCUGAAGCUGAACAACUCGGCCGCCGGCUGCUGGAGCAUGGGAUCAUACAACACGUGUCCAACAAAAAUCAUUUCAUAGACAGCAACCUGCUCUUCCAGUUUCGCAUGAACUUCCGUCGGAGGAGAAGGUUGAUGGAACUGCUUUCCGAGAAGUCCCGCUUGAUGCCGGAGAGUCACGACAGUCCCUUCUGCCUGCGCAAACAGAAUCACGACAACAAAAAACACACCAGUUUCCUUUCUGUGAGCCCCAGCAAGGAGAUAAAAAUCAUCUCUGCAGUCCGGCGGAGCAGCAUGAGCAGUUGCGGGAGCAGCGGAUAUUUCAGCAGCAGCCCGACUCUCAGCAGCAGUCCUCCAGUCCUGUGCAAUCCCAAAUCCGUGUUAAAGAGACCAGUGACUGCUGAGGAACUUCUGAUGCCCAGUGCGCGAUACUCCAGGAAAACCUUCACAAUCAUAGGUGAUGCUGUUGGGUGGGGGUUUGUUGUGCGAGGGAGCAAGCCCUGCCAUGUUCAAGCUGUGGAUCCCAGUGGCCCAGCAGCUGCUGCAGGAAUGAAGGUCUGCCAGUUUGUGGUUUCAGUGAACGGGCUCAACGUCCUCCACGCAGACUACAGGACGGUGAGCAAUCUCAUCCUGACCGGUCCUCGAACCAUCGUCAUGGAAGUGAUGGAGGAAAUAGCGCCCUGAGAAAGAUGCUUCCACUUCUGUUCUUGCUCUGCACUCGGACGCUACACAAACAAGCAGUGGAGCUAUACACGGGGAUAAGUUUGUGCCUUUCCUAAGUAAACUGUUUUUCUUCUAGACUCCUUUCUCCUUUUUCAACAGCGAUAGCUGUUUUGGGUGAAUACGCUAAAGACACGAGCAAAUCAAAAAGGUCUGAUGCCCAAACUGAUUUGCUCUGUCCAUGCUGCAUAAUUGAUUCUGCUAACCCCAUGGAGAGGCCAGAAGUUCUUCAGAGUACUGAAGCCCAACCGCUUGGUUGUUUUGUUUUUGAGUUCUUAUUUGAUCUUUCUCCAGUUUCUGAGACCUCAUGGGGUAUUGACUUGCAUUUUUUCAGCUUAUCUGCAGUCCAUAAGAAUUAGAGAUGUCCCUUCAAAACUGGUGAACUCUUCACAGAACUAUCCUUAGGACUUGGGGAGGUGUGGACAACCGAGAUGUCAGAUUGCAAGCUGGAAAUCAUAGGAUCAUAGAGUUGGAAGAGAUCCCCAAGGGCCAUCCAGUCCAACCCCCUACAAUGCAGGAAUACACAAUCAAAGCACGCCUGACAAAUGGCCAUCGAGCCUCUCUUUAAAAACCUCCAAAGAAGGAGACUCCACCAUCAUCAUGCUUUGGAAAUGGACUGAGGUCCUGUGAUCUUUUGGAGUCUCAUAAGUCUCAAUGUUUGUAAGGCUGGACAACUCAGACAAAGCUAACUUGAACAGAAAAACUUUAUUGAAUUGUGUCGCCCUAGCUACAGGGUGCUGGAACUGAGGAUCUCACCUCAGUUCCAGCAUUUAAGGCUGAUUCAAACCAUUGUGCUGCAGUCCCUUCUCCUGCCCUGGGUUUCCAUUCGAGGCAGUUUCCUGCUUCGCCGGCCACCCAUGGGAACUGGUGCAUGUUGGGACUUGUAGUCCUGACAAUGUAGAUUCCUUGAAACUUCCCAGAGUCCUCUACAAAAAGUAGUAACCACCCCCAGACCAAACCUUUGCUUUCGGGACAGUUUAGGAAGCUUCUGGCCUUAGCAUAGUGCAGAGAUUUUGAACCGGAGAGAGAGCAAGCUUCAUACUUAUUGUCAACUCCACAGAAGGUUAUCUGUUUUGCUACAACCUCGGCAGCAUUUUUAGAGGACCUUUUCAUAAAUAAAGAAGAAAGUUACUGUGCCAUGCUGUGAGAUAUUUUAACUGUUUCAGAGAUUCGAAAAUAUACCUUUUGCAGAUAUCUGGGGAAAUAAUCAGUUGCUAUGGCAGUCUAAAGCAGUAUUUCAUGCCGUUGUAAGCAAAUGUGGCCGGCUGAUCCAAAGGCAUUUGUUUAUUACUGCAAGUCCGUCUUCUUAUCCAUUACAAUCAAUCCUCCGAGGGGUUUAUGGUAUCUUUGGUAGCCCUUCUGUAUAUUGCACAAGGUGAAAUUGAUGGCGUUGCUUUUUAGGUCUCUGUUGCAGACCGCCUUUGCAUUUCUCAGUUGACUGCCAUGUGGAAUAGGUAGAGUGCCUCUGCUUGACGGAUUGAACUGAUUGGAUGUUUGCUGUUGCUUCCCCUUUGGGAUAGAGCUAGGGAGGACUUAACUGUUGGGAGUAGCUUGUGGUCGAGUCCUUCAUAGGACUGUACCAUUUCAGUGUUAUGAGAGGGGAUCGCUCAAUGCGUAUUAGCUUUUAACAAUAACAGCUUUCAUAUUUUGGUGGAAUUCCACCUGAAUCACUGUUUUGAUGUUAAAAUACCUGGGAGUCAGAACUAGAAAGCUGGGCGAUAGAUUGCCCUUCACCUCAAUUUGAAUGCAUUUUGAAAUAUCAGUUGUUGUUUGUGAAUUCACUGUUCCCAUUUUUGCAUAUAGUGAACAGGUAUUGGAGGGUUUUUUUAUUGGUCCAAAACCCUACCAGAAAUAUGUAUUGUCAAAGGUUUUCAUGGCCAGAAUCAACUGGUUGCUGUGGAUUUUCCAGGCUGAGUGGCUGUGGUCUGGUAGUUUUUGCUGCUAACGUUUUGCCCCCAUCUAUGGCUGG
Molecule: messenger RNA, 3540 nt
Organism: Sphaerodactylus townsendi
Lineage: Eukaryota; Metazoa; Chordata; Lepidosauria; Squamata; Sphaerodactylidae
Gene: DEPTOR
Product: DEP domain containing MTOR interacting protein
Exons: 10
Coding region: 339-1535 (398 amino acids)
Biological process (GO): negative regulation of TOR signaling; intracellular signal transduction
Molecular function (GO): protein binding
Source: RefSeq, a predicted model, not a curated record